GUUAAGGCUCCGGGCCGGAGAGUACGUGUCUGAGGGGGAGGAGAAGGUGGCGGCGGGGCCGGUGCGGAGCAGCCGAGCGCCGCGGGGAGGGGUGUCCGCUCCAGCGCGUCAGGGUUUUUAAUCCGAUUCCGGCCGGUCCGGAUUUUAUUGGGAGCGGGUUUUAAAGCGCCUGUCGUCCCUCUCGCCUCAGAGGACGGGGCAGCAUGUCCGAAGCGGAGCAGCAGUUGGCGGCCGCCGCCGGCGCCACCCAGAACGGGCACGAAGCGGCCGAAAGCGCCGGAGAACAGCAGGCCGAAACCGGCGGGGCUCCGGCGGCGGCGGGCGCAGCGGCAGCGGCGGCGGCGGCGACGGCGGGAACGGCAGCGGGAGCUGGACCGGCGGCGGGAACAGCGGGGACGGCCGCCAGCCAGAACGGAGCCGAAGGCGACCAGAUCAACGCCAGCAAGAACGAGGAGGACGCGGGGAAGAUGUUCGUUGGUGGCCUCAGCUGGGAUACAAGCAAAAAAGACUUGAAAGAUUACUUCACCAAAUUUGGUGAGGUAACUGACUGUACGAUAAAGAUGGACCCUAACACAGGAAGAUCCAGAGGCUUUGGAUUUAUUCUCUUCAAAGAACCUGGGAGUGUUGAAAAGGUUCUGGAACAGAAAGAACACAGGCUAGAUGGACGACUAAUUGACCCCAAGAAGGCCAUGGCAAUGAAAAAGGAUCCAGUGAAGAAAAUAUUUGUUGGUGGACUAAACCCAGAAGCCACAGAAGAGAAAAUCAGGGAAUACUUUGGAGAGUUUGGAGAGAUUGAAGCAAUUGAACUUCCAAUGGAUCCGAAGACCAACAAAAGGAGGGGGUUUGUGUUCAUCACUUUCAAGGAAGAGGAUCCAGUGAAGAAGGUUUUGGAGAAGAAAUUCCAUAACGUCAGUGGAAGCAAGUGCGAGAUUAAGGUAGCACAGCCAAAAGAAGUAUACCAGCAGCAACAGUUCAGUAGUGGUGGAGGAAGAGGUAGCUAUGGAGGAAGAGGCAGAGGUGGAAGAGGCGGCGCUCAAAGUCAAAAUUGGAAUCAAGGUUAUGGCAAUUACUGGAACCAGGGUUAUGGGAAUCAAGGAUACGGCUAUCAGCAAGGUUAUGGUGGCUAUGGAGGCUAUGAUUAUUCAGGAUAUGGGUAUUAUGGAUAUGGACCAGGCUAUGAUUACAGUCAAGGCAGUGCAAAUUAUGGGAAGACACCAAGACGUGGUGGUCAUCAGAAUAACUACAAGCCAUAUUGAUCAAACUUAUUCAGGCCUGGCAGUGGUCACAGUUGAUGCCUACAAGCACUGGAUAUUCCACAAGUUGAAGACGGAAUACUGACUUGUUUACCUGAAGAUAAUAGGACUUCGGGGUAUUUCCUCAGAGAAAAUAUAAAUUUUAAUAUAAUUUCAUAAGCUUUGGAGGUUAGCUUGUCUUGUAGCUUCAGUGAUAUCAAACUUCUUCAAGUAGGAGCUAGAUAGAAAGCUGUUUAGUUUUUGCCAGCGUAUGUAAAACAAGACUUUUCUAUCUGCAUUGUAGAUUGUUUGUGGACACUUCCAGAUUCUUGUGCUUUCUGCAGUCAUUCUGGGGACUGAACUCUCAUUGAUACUGAUAGAGGUUCCAUGAACAGGACACGUGCAGGAAUUUGAGUGUAGAAGCCCACAGUGUGGUUUGGAGUAGUGAAUCGCUUUUAGUUUGGAAAUGACUGGGGGAGAUGGGAAGAGCAGCUGUACAUUAAGGGAACAAUUACAGAUCAUCUUCCCGGUGACAUCAAUGAGAGACUUGCCUUCAACCUUCCACAGAAGAAGAUUUUUAGCUUUAAUUUGGGGCAGUAAAGGGGUUUUUCAAAAGCACUAAAAGCCACUGGGAGCUUGUUCAACUGCUCCUUAUGCCUUUAAAAACCCCUACACCAAAAGUGAUAGCUAACAACCUGAAAUGGAAGUAAAUAAAAUGCAUUGUCAUUGCUGUUUUGAGUUACAUAA
Molecule: messenger RNA, 1979 nt
Organism: Tyto alba (common barn owl)
Lineage: Eukaryota; Metazoa; Chordata; Aves; Strigiformes; Tytonidae
Gene: HNRNPAB
Product: heterogeneous nuclear ribonucleoprotein A/B
Exons: 9
Coding region: 204-1256 (350 amino acids)
Biological process (GO): regulation of gene expression
Cellular component (GO): nucleoplasm
Molecular function (GO): RNA binding
Source: RefSeq, a predicted model, not a curated record